UUAAUUUUGUGUUUCAUGGAUAGAAAUAGAUCAACAGACAACGCAGCACAUGAUUCAUCCAAUUAAUAAGGAAUAUGGACCUACUUUUUACCAGAUGAUCAUUGUUUAACAAUAGUUAACCUUCAAUAAUGUUAUUGUUGAUAUGUUGAUGUAUUUCACGCUAUCAGGGAUUAUAAAUCUAUGAUGUAGUUGAAAAUACAUGGUUUUUGCUAUUUGGCAAUGUGUUUUAACUUACAUUGAUUUAUACAAACAUGGACACACAAUCACUACCAUCCACGUCUUCCAGAGAUCCUUUAUUCGAAAAUGAACGUGAUGAGAGGACAGUACCACCCCCCAAAGUAAAGAGAUUCACGAAUGUUAUGUCCAUUAACAAUGCAGAAAGUGAAGAGGAUAUCCAUGAGAUUUUUGUUAAUGCCCAAGAAGAUUGUCCCAUCAUAUCCUCAGUACGUAGAAGGGUCGAAACUAGUAAAGAAAAAGUACAAACUGGAUCUCUGAAUGUUUUAUCAGCCAAGUAUGAGAGUUUAGACUAUGACACCUGUGAAAACCACCUGCUUUUAGAUGAAGAAAGAAAAAAGGGUUACAAAUUUAUAGUGCAAAAAAGUAUAUCAAGAUGGUUUAUAUUUUUAUUGAUAGGAAUGUGCACAGCCCUAAUAGCGUGUGUCAUAGAUAUAUCCAUAGAAGAAUUAUCAAUCAUUAAAUAUGCGUCUUUAAGUAAAAGUGUCGAUCAAUACGUCACCGAAGGUGAACUAUACAAACCCUACGGGCUAUGGAUUCUCUACAAUAUUGUGCCUGUCUUGAUAGGCUCGAUUUUGGUAGCCUACGGAGAACCCAUAGCUGCUGGCAGUGGGAUACCACAAGUGAAGUGCUACCUGAACGGUGUGAUGGUGCCUAGAGUGGUAAGGGUGAAGACUUUAGUGGUAAAAAGUAUCGGCGUUAUAUGUUCUGUCGUUGGAGGACUAGCUGGAGGAAAGGAAGGCCCAAUGAUCCAUUCCGGUGCUGUGGUAGCUGCUGGUAUCUCUCAGGGAAAAACGAGUACCUUUAAUAAAGACUUCAAAGUCUUUAAAUACUUUCGAGAGGACCACGAAAAAAGAGAUUUCGUAUCUGGCGGAGCAGCUGCUGGGGUAUCAGCUGCCUUCGGAGCUCCAGUCGGUGGAGUAUUAUUUAGUUUGGAAGAAGGUACCAGUUUUUGGAACCAAAGUUUGACGUGGAGAACCUUCUUCGCAUCGGUCGUUUCCACGUUUACCCUCAAUGUGGUCCUUUCGGCCUACCAUGGAGUGCCAGGCAAUUUCAACUAUCCGGGAUUGUUAAAUUUAGGAAAGUUUGAGGCGUUUAGUUACGAAUAUUAUGAACUGCCUAUCUUUUUGAUCAUGGGCUCCAUGGGUGGCUUAUUCGGGGCCUUAUGGAAUCAUAUCAACUAUAAAAUUACUGUUUUUAGAAUGAGAUAUAUUCGUCCUAGAUGGUUAAAAGUCAUCGAAGCUUGCAUUGUGGCUGCUGUUAGUGCUACUGUCGGAUUUUUAAUGAUGUUCACGAUAAACGACUGCAAACCUUUGGGAUCGGAUCCCACGAAAUAUCCCACACAGCUAUACUGUCUAGAUGGUCAAUACAACGUCCUGGCUAGUAUUUGGUUCCAAACACCGGAGGCAUCCGUUCGGUCUUUAUUCCACGAUCCGCCAAAUACACAUAAUGCAAUUUCGCUAGCCUCAUUUGUAAUCGUAUACUUUUUUCUCGCCUGCUGGACGUUCGGGUUGUCUACUUCCAACGGGCUCUUUAUUCCGACCCUACUUACUGGAGCAGCAUGGGGGAGGUUGGUUUCUAUUGGAAUCUUCUAUGUAUUUCCGAAAGUAGACAUCAUUCAUCCAGGAAAAUAUGCCUUAAUCGGCGCCGCAGCUCAAUUGGGCGGAGUGGUGCGAAUGACUAUCAGCUUGACUGUGAUAAUAAUGGAGACCACCGGAAAUAUUUCUUUUGCUCUUCCACUUAUUAUCACUCUCAUUGCUGCUAAAUGGACAGGGGAUUUUUUCAAUGAGGGAAUUUACGACAUACUGAUCCAACUGUGGGGCAUUCCCCUUCUACCGUGGGAACCCCCGCCACUCGUUCAUAAUAUAUACGCCAGCGAAGUUAUGUCACAUCCAGUAGUAACAUUAAAAUGCGUCGAGAAUGUUGGACACGUCGUCGAAUUGUUAAAAUUAACCACUUAUAACGGGUUUCCUGUUGUGGAUCCACCUCUAACAGACCAGAACGAAGUAACCACCUACGGACGUAUAAGAGGGAUAAUUCUCAGGUCGCAGUUGGUGGUGAUCUUGCAGAAGAAAAUUUUUAACGAAACAGUUGAUGUUUGGUACAAUAUUAACCCGUCCUUGUUUCGAGAUUCUUAUCCGAGGUACCCAACCAUAGAGGAUUUACAACUAAGUGACGAAGAAAAAACGUGUUCGAUGGAUCUAAGGCCGUUUAUGAACCCAUCUCCUUACACAGUUUUACACUCUUCCUCGUUACCAAGGAUGUUCAGGCUGUUUAGAGGUCUUGGACUGCGCCAUUUGCCAAUCGUCAACGAUACAAAUGAGGUGGUUGGUAUGGUGACCAGGAAAGAUUUAGCUCGAUACCGGGUCUGGAGGCACAGGGGCCACAUGGGGGUAGAAGAAUUGUUUAUUUCCAAAGAAAUUUAGAUUUAAAGGAGUCAAGUCAGGCUGUUAUCGUAUGAAGUAUUAACAGAACAAUAGCAAAUUAUAUUUUUAUAUAAGAUAUAUCUAUUUUUACCUUUGCAACCAACAACUUUCCAAAGAAGUGACGGUCAGGUGUGCAUAGAUAGAAAAUCAUGUUUUUUAAAUUAUGGUGAUAGACUAUUUCGGUGAGAUUUAAACGAGAUGAACAGUUAAGUUCUUAUUUAAAAUAAGUAUGACAAUAUUUGGAUUAGCAUCAAUAUGGAUUUAAGUAAGUUUAUUUCAGUGAAAAGUCGUAAAACUAUUAUAUCGUGACAAUUUUGUUUAAUUUUACGCCUUUUUAAAUAUUGUUCUCUAAAGUGUCGAUAAAAUAAUACCAGACAAUAAAUUUAUACACAUUAUGUCAAUACGUACAAUAUUAAUGUUUGCACACGACUGACCAAUUUUACCAUAAUUGUUUCGUGGAUGUUUUUCACAGCUACUUCAUUAUUGACAAAUGUUUCUUUAUUUUGUUAGUAUAGUACGUCUUCUAAAAGUAUGUGAAAAUUAAAAAAGUGUUUCCUAUAUCUUGAGGUUCGGCGUUGGAUGUUUUUUGAUACGAGUUAUUAACUUUUCUUUUUUAUCUAAAUUUUCUUUAAAUACUUCUCUUUGUCUCCAAAUUUCCUCUUCGGUGACAACGUGACACAGUAGUGGAUCCAUCAGGACGUUGGCUCACUGAGGUGAUGUCCUAAUACAGUUAAGCCAGUUAAGAUAUGUAGAAAUGAAAAGGAACUU
Molecule: messenger RNA, 3428 nt
Organism: Diabrotica balteata
Lineage: Eukaryota; Metazoa; Arthropoda; Insecta; Coleoptera; Chrysomelidae
Source: the annotation of a GenBank genome assembly